CUAUAAUACACUCAUUUGAAUAUAAUAUUAAUAUGUGAUAUAAAACUUGUAGAAUCCAAAACAUAUCAUGAUCGGGUAGCUAAACAUGUUAGCUGGACCAAAGUCGCUAAGACAUGUGUCGACGGAUUUGAAAAUCUUGGUGAUAGGGAAAAAGAUGCUAAAAUUAUCGAUCUUCAAAAGAGAUGGAAAAAUCUCCGUGAUAAUUAUAGAAAAAAAUGUGUAAUUAAGUCCGGACAAGCUGCGAAUAAAAAAAAAAAAGUAUAUAUAUGCUGAUAUAAUGGAAUUUUUGCGACCAACUAUGGAAAACAGAAGCACUGAAGGUAAUGUUGAAGAAUCCAGUGACAAUGAAAUUGAUAUCAACGACUCUGCACGAGAAGAAAAUAUUAUUGAAAACGAUGAAGAUGACGAAAAUGAUAUUUUAGAUGACCCGGUUCUAAAGAGACCUUCAAAAACCAAACCAGUAAAGAAACCUUCAUUUGAAGAUAAUUUACUUCAUAUUUUGGAAAACCGCCGUACAGAAGAUGCGGAAACUUCUUUUCUAAUGUCACUCCUUCCUCAAAUCCGCAGUUUAACCGAGGAACAAAAAAGCAGGGUUUACAUUGAAUUUUUGACUGUUCUUCAAAGAGUUAAAUAUUCUACUCCACCUCAAAUGCAACACAUACCUUCUCAAGUAAGCACUGGUCAUAUUCCUUUUAACUAUUCCUAUUAUAAUUCAAAUCAAACUUCACCUGCAUUUUCUUCAACUUCAUUAAACUCGACCAUAAACCCACCUCAAAUUGAAACUAUAAAUCAUUCUUUGCAUUCUUAUUACUCUCAGUAUAAUCCUCAAACAUCUGCAUCUUCCUCACAUUCCGUUAAUACAUUUCAACAUUCUGAUUUUGAAAAUAACAAUAAUUAAUUACACAUCAUCAUGAUCAUAUAAUCUAUCAUGU
Messenger RNA from Aphis gossypii (cotton aphid), 932 nucleotides. RefSeq lists its product as uncharacterized. Gene Ontology annotation, molecular function: DNA binding. Bases 278 to 898 code for a protein of 206 amino acids. The record is from RefSeq and is a predicted model, not a curated record. The transcript is spliced from 3 exons. NCBI's taxonomy places the organism in Eukaryota, Metazoa, Arthropoda, Insecta, Hemiptera, Aphididae.